AUUUCUAGUACCUGAUUUAAAAUCGCCUUGUCUAAGGGUUUUGAAAAUUUAAUAUUUACAUGACAUAAUGUCUGACUGAUGUAUGAUUAAAGUGUCCUAAUGACAGAAAAUUAUAUUUUUACACAUUUAUUUUAAAAUUAGUGCAAUAUACUAACUGGAAGUUAUGACAGAGCAACCCCUACUAAUGGAUAAUUUGGAUAAUAUUUUAUUGUCAAUCGGCGAAUUUGGAAAAUACCAGGUUUGGGUACUAAUGUUUAUAUGCAUUGCUCUCAUUUUGAAUACUGGUAGCCACAUUAGUUACGUCUUUACCGCAUUUACAGUUAUAAAUUAUAGAUGUAAAAUUCCCGAAUGCGAUACAUCUCCCCCCGACUAUGACGCUGGAUUCCUCACCAAUGCCGUACCAUUUAAGAAUAAGUUACCGUCAAAAUGUGAAACAUUUUUGUAUAAUUUUUCCAACGUAGAGCCGCCCAUUAUAUGCACUCCGGACGUUUUCGAUAAAAGCGGGACCCGCAAGUGCAAUGAUUUCGUUUAUGAGACGGACGUUUGGAGUAUUUUACAAGAAUAUGAUUUGCAAUGCGAAAAUAACGAGUGGAAAUUAACCAUGGUUGGUACAGUCAAUAGCGUUGGACAAUUUGUUGGACUCUUUCUAGGUGGGCUCAUAUCAGAUCGAUUUGGUCGCAAAUUCGUUCUAAUUUGGGGUAUGAUAUUUUGCGCCGUUUUUGGACUAUUGAGGACAUGUAUGACUAGCUACGAAUGGUUUUUGGUUUUCGAAUUUUUAGAUGCAGUUUUCGGUGCUUCGACAUACAUAUGUGGCUUCGUACUAGGUGUGGAAUUGGUAGGCCCUAAAAAGAGAGUAUUGACUGGAAUUUUGACGAGCUCUAGCUACGCUCUUGGAGAAAUAUUUACAGCCGCGUCUGCAUGGGCUGUCAAAUCUUGGAAGCCGAUCAUUUAUAUCCUGUACAGCCCCAGUUUCCUUCUAAUUUUCUACAUUUGGCUGGUGCCCGAAUCGAUCAGAUGGCUACUUAGCAAGGGACGGACCGAAGAAGCGAAGGCCAUCUUAAAAAGAGCGGCCAAAUUCAACAACAGGGAACUAUCAGAGAGCACGUUGGAGAAACUCACCAUCUCCACGUCGAAAGAGGAGGAAGAAAAGGGGGCUCUGCUGCAGGCCUGCAAAUCUUCGAUACUCUGUAUACGGCUGAUCGUAUGCGCUUUCUGCUGGAUCGUGUGCGCUUUCCUGUUUUACGGAUUGACGUUGAACUCGGUGAGUUUGGUGGCCGGCAAUCCGUACUUGGACUUCAUGUUGACGGCGCUCAUAGAAAUACCUGCUUACGUGUGUUCGCACUUCAUGCUGGAUAUGUACGGAAGGAGAAAACCUCUGUUUGCGUCGUUCUUUGUUACCGGAUUGGCUUGCGCGUCGUUCAUAUUCGUUCCGGCUGAUUCGCACGCCGGUACCUUAGCUGUAUUUUUAAUUGGAAAAUUUGGAGCAACAUUAGCCUUUACAAAUUUGUAUGUGCACACCAGUGAAAUGUUUCCAACGAAAACGAGACACACGUUUAUGGGAUGCUGUUCCACAUUGGGACGGUUGGGAUCAAUGUUGGCCCCACAGACGCCUCUAUUGGCACAAUUGUGGACGCCUCUGCCGUUGGUAUCGUUUGCAGUAAUGGCCGCCCUGGCGUGCAUGUUAUCUCUUCUAUUUCCGGAAACUGCAAAUAUCAAACUACCCGAUACGAUCGAAGAAGCCGAAAAUCUGUCAAAACUGCCUAAAACUGUCAACCAAGAAAAGCACAAUGCGUAGUUGAGAUUAAUAAUGAAGAAAUUUUAUCUAGACAAAAUUGUAUUUAUUAUAAUUAUUAUAUAAGUUAGAUUUUGCUACUGUGAUAUUUACUGUUUUAUUUAUAGUUUUAGUAAAUUAUUAUGAUUUAGUUAGUUAUAAUAUUUUAAUGAUACAUAAUUUUAUGUAGUUAAAAAAUGUCAGUACCUAUAACAAUCUCUUGAACUUAGAAAAAUAGUAUACAUUUCUAUAAAUUCUUUUUAUUGAAAUAUAUAUUUUGAAAAUUGAAAAUGUAUUUAUGUAAUUUGGUAUUUAUUUAAUGUACAAAAAUAUUGGAAUAAAAUAUUUAUCAGAUUUGCAUUAAUUAUA
Messenger RNA from Psylliodes chrysocephalus, 2140 nucleotides. Lineage: Eukaryota; Metazoa; Arthropoda; Insecta; Coleoptera; Chrysomelidae. The record is from the annotation of a GenBank genome assembly.